This is a messenger RNA of Podospora bellae-mahoneyi, 3643 nucleotides long. RefSeq lists its product as uncharacterized. The record is from RefSeq and is a predicted model, not a curated record. Gene Ontology annotation, biological process: positive regulation of transcription by RNA polymerase II. Gene Ontology annotation, cellular component: nucleus. Gene Ontology annotation, molecular function: RNA polymerase II cis-regulatory region sequence-specific DNA binding; DNA-binding transcription factor activity, RNA polymerase II-specific; zinc ion binding. NCBI's taxonomy places the organism in Eukaryota, Fungi, Ascomycota, Sordariomycetes, Sordariales, Podosporaceae. Bases 505 to 3240 code for a protein of 911 amino acids. The transcript has 2 exons.
GCCUCGGUGGAAGUGCUUGGGAGCUGCUGUUUAAUAAAACAGAACACCCUACACACACACGGCUCGCGGCCUUGCCUUGCUCUCAUAUGUUGCCCUCUUUCCCAAUCUGAUUCAUUUCUCAUCCCAUCCCAUCCCACUUCAUCCCAUCUCAUCUCGACCAUUCCCAGCUUCCAGGUUCAACCUCCCUCUCGGCUGCGAGACAUACACAGGCUCCAGUGUCUCUCUCACGCAGCGUGCUAUGUGCCCCGAGUCUUGCCAUAUUAAUACCCGUUCACCCACUCCAGCCAGCAUCCGCUGUCUCUCGAGGGCCACACCUUGUGUUCAAUAACAUUUGCCUCUUCACAAGGCCUUCUGUCGGUUGCCCUGCUGUGCGGAUCUGCACGAGACUUCCCGGGAAUUCGGAAUUGGCCUUACCAGCAACUACAUCGAGACUCAUUACUUUAACCGGCGGUGGAAACUUUGAACGGAUCAACACCACUACAACUACCAUCAUCAUCAGAUAUCAUGACUGCACCAAUCAACACGCCGUCGACAGGAGCAGCGAAGGAUGCUGCCUCGGCCAGGAAGCGCAGAAGAAGAGCCCCAGCCGGCGGGGCCGCAGACGACUGCUUUACUUGCGCCAAGCGGAAUGUGAAGUGUGAUCGGAGGAGACCGUAUUGCUCGCAGUGCUUGGAGAUUGGUAACGAGUGCUCUGGCUACAAGACGCAGCUCACAUGGGGUGUUGGCGUGGCCAGUCGGGGCAAGCUUCGCGGGUUGUCGCUUCCCAUUGCAAAGGCACCACCAGUCAACCAAGCCAAGACGAGCCUUUCCAGCAUCAAGUCACCAACGACCACGACACGCUCUCGGACGACCUCCGUCACUUCGAACGGUCAGUGGCCAACCGAGCAGGAUGAGCGGGCAGUUCGCGGCGACCUGGAAAUGGGCCACGGGCGGAGCCCCUCUAUCACGAUACCUCCUUUUCACCACCACCCUUACGACAUGUCGCACAUGUCUCCUACCGAAUCCGCGCCGCCGGGAUGGACUCAUAUUCCCUUCUCGUCCAGCAUGCCCCCAGUAGAUGGUCCGAGGUUUCCUCCACCACGCAGUCUUCACAUUCCCGUGUCGACUCCUGGUGACAUGAUGAUGCACCGGGAAAUGAUCCACACUCCCCUGGACACCAUGAGCGAGGUUGACUACAUGUCUCCCAUUGCUCACUCGUUUCCGAGAGACGACGUGCCACAAUACAUCCACAGCCCUAUUGUCUACGACGGAUUCCACAAUCACGGGUCGCCGGUUCCACAGAGCCCAACAGGUGGCAUCAUGAUUGAGCAGCCCCGGGCACCAACCUCUUGCCCCAGCCUCGUAUAUGGUCCAUCAGAACCCGCUUCGAGUCUUCAAUCUCACAUGUCUCAUGUAGAGUCCUUGGAAGCCCAGCUCAGUCGCAAGCUCCCACAUGAAUGCGACGUCAUGGCUCCUGGCACACCUGACUUGGACACGUACGGAAGCAGUGUCCAGUCUCACCACGGCUCUUUCUGGGCCCCCUCGAACGCGGAUGAGGAUUCGCUCUCCUGCAGCGUCAAUGAAAGGACCCAAGCCCCCUGGGCGAACUCAUAUCCUUCACAGUCACCAUCACCCGUCUUGCAGAUGAGCCCAGAUCUCGCCACCAAGAUGCCAUUCUUCAUCGACUACUACGAGAAGUCCAUGUGCCCUAGCAUGGUGUUUAUCGAUGGCCCCAACAACCCCUUCCGAGAGCAUAUUCUUGGCCUUGCCAACAGCAGCCGGAGCUUGCAGCACGCCAUCUGCGCGCUGGCCGCCUGCAACCUCAGGAUGAAGCGCAAACUCAGUCUCGGUCAACACAGUUUCGACAUGAGAGAGAAGAGUCCCGUGGAGAGCCCCUCGGAUGGGCAAGAUCAGUCAUUGACUGAAGAAUACCAACACAGAAACUUGGCAGUACGGUUACUUGACGAGCAGCUCAACGACGCGGAAAAGUCAACACAGGACUCCGUUUUGGCCACCAUCUUGUUGCUCUGCCACUACAGAAUGGCCGAGUCAGGGGUUGCCAAGUUUCACACACAGUUUGCCGGAGUCAAGAAGAUUCUAGGCAUGCGCCGGAUGUCUCCUUACCCACCAUCAAGAGACUCGGCCUGGAUGGAGGCGCUCUUCACAUACUUUGAUGCCAUCUCCGCCAGUGUUAACGACAGAGAAGCCCAGCUCAACACGAGCUUUUACGGUGUUCUCCCUGAUGCACAGCUCCUCCCACCCGGAGCUGAGAACCUCGUCGGCUGCGACCGCGAGCUCUUCAGGACUAUUAUUAAACUUGGCCGACUUAACCUGCUUUCUCAGCAGCGACCAGUCCAGAACCUCCUCGCCUCCUCGCCACUCCCCCGGGCAAAUGAUACCUCGCGUUCCGUCUCCCCGCUCGGUGCGCCAUUCAAGUCAUCUCCCCUCAGCGGCCCCGACCACCACCACAGCCUCUUUGGCGGCCUUCCCCACCCCAUCAACAGCAGCGUCCGCUUCGACGGCAACGGGUUUGGCUCCACCCUCGACGACAAUGAGCAUCUCGGCGCCAACUCGAUGCAAUCACCCUCCUCCGCCUACGAUGACCACCGCAGCGCCUUCUGGCGCGAGUGGAAAGAGGCCCGCAUCGCCCUCCAAACCUGGGAAUUCGACUCCAACCGCGUCCGGGCCUCGCUCACCGGCCCGCCGCUCCCGCUUCCAUCCCUCUCUUCCUCUCCCACAUCCCCAGGAGUAGGAAUGGGAGUUGGCGCUGGUGUCAAUGGCACCACCCCACCCCCGACCGCGACUCAGAUCCGGGAUCUCAACUCCCUCUCCGAAGCCUUCCGGUAUGCCGCGCUCUUGUACACCGAGCGUCUUGCCAGCCCUCACUCCCCCUCCACCCACAACAACUUCCGCAACUUGGUCUCUCAGGUGGUCUACUACGCCACCAGCCUCGAAGCGGGUUCCUCCGCGGAGAAGUUUCUGCUCUGGCCGCUUUUUGUUGCGGGAAGCGAGUGCGUCAAUGAGCUGCAGCAGAAUAUUGUCCGGUCCAAGUGCAGGGAGAUUAUGAACCGGAGCGGGUACAUGAACAACCUUGCCGCGUUGGAAGUGCUUGAGCGGCUCUGGGCUGGGGAGGGGGUGCAAGUCAAAGAUGAGUACAACAGGAUGAGGCCGGGCACGGCGGGGCAGCAGCAGAGGGGCGGGCCGUUUAAUUGGAUCAAGUGUAUUGGGGGGAAUCAGGAGGUGGAGUGGAUUAUGUUUUGAUGUUGAUAUGGAUUGGGACGGAUAUGAUAUGAAAAGGGGGGUUACCUACCUAGUUGCCCUGGAUUUAUGGCAACAGUGAGUGAGGUACAUCAGUGAUGGCGACCUGCACAUUACACACACACACACAACACACAUACCGACAUCUCUUUGUUUAUUAUAUCAUUUCUUGUUGUUUACUUUUUAUUUAUACCUACCUAUUUAGCUACCGUGGUUAUACCUUUACCUGUCAGGGUUUUGGGAACAAGAGCAGGUUCUUGAUGGCGGGGGGGAAGAGGAGAAAGCUAUGGGUACAUGUUUUAUCAGAUACAAUUGUUGAAACUUUUGCAAAAACAUUGCAAAACAUUCACAACACUCUUCCAACUAUAAGCACAUGCAAAACACUGGUGACAAAUGUUCAACUACC